Engraulis encrasicolus (European anchovy) is the source of this 3060-nucleotide messenger RNA. RefSeq names its product GTPase IMAP family member 8-like. The transcript has 5 exons. Bases 1 to 3021 code for a protein of 1006 amino acids. The record is from RefSeq and is a predicted model, not a curated record. Lineage: Eukaryota; Metazoa; Chordata; Actinopteri; Clupeiformes; Engraulidae. Gene Ontology annotation, molecular function: GTP binding.
AUGGCACACAUGCCUGGGCAAGGCCCUGGACAGAAGCCUUCAGAACUGAGGAUAGUCCUUCUUGGGGGGAGAAAUGCUGGAAAAAGCUGUGUGGGAAACACAAUCCUCUGUGCAGAGGAGUUUGUCACGCAAGAGAGAACAACCUGUCUCAGGAGACACGCUGAGAUAUUCGGCGAGCACGUCGUUGUCACCGACACACCAGGGUGGUGGUGUGACUUCCACGCAUGUGACACCCCGGCCGUCGUGAAAAGUGAGAUCGUCCGCAGUGUCAAGCUCAGCCACCCCGGACCAAACAUUUUCCUUCUGGUCAUCAAAUUGGACUCUGCAUUUACUGAGAAGCGCAGAAGGGCUGUUCAAGAGCACCUCGAGCUGCUUGGAGAGGCUGCAUGGCUCCACACCUCUAUCGUGUUCACAAAAGGAGAACAGUCUGGCGCAGCAAUAGAAGACCGCAUCAAGAGGGGAGGAAGGCCACUGCAGUGGGUCCUUGACAAAUGUGGCAACAGGUAUCAUGCUGUUGACAUCAACAACAGAAAUGGGUACAGCAUACAAACUACUGCACAUCUGCUGGGCAGGAUAAAACAGAUGAUGGGUGCAAGUGGUGUCUUCAAUUUUGAAAUGGAACAGCGCACUCUACAGGAAAUUGAGAACCGUAGGAAGGCAUUAUUGCUGAGAGCUCAAAAGCGCCUGGUGACAGCAAACCCACCAAAGCACAUCUACAAUGGUCUCACAAAAGCCAUGGACAGACUGAACCUGGUUUUAUUGGGUGCACAUGGAUCGGGAAAGAGCUCUGUGGGAAACACCAUCCUGUCCGGGCAGGGUGAGUUUGACCGGACGAGACGUACAGCAUGCUGUGUCACCAAAGCAUGCAGAGUGGCAGGACGACAGGUGACGGUGAUGGACACGCCGGGCUGGUGGAUGAACUACUUCAUCCAAGACUCUCCAGCAUCCGUGAAACAGGAGAUGGUGCGCAGCGUGCACCUCUGUCCACCCCCUGGUCCACAUGGCCUGGUGCUGGUGGUACGUGUGGACAAGGCCUUCACUGAGACGUAUGCCAGGGCUUUGUAUGAACACGUGGAGCUCCUUGGAGGAAACGUUUGGAACCACACCAUCGUUGUGUUCUCUUUUGGUGACUGGCUGGGAGACACAACGAUCGAGUAUUACAUUGAGAGUGAGGGGAGAGCGCUACAGUGGCUCAUUAGGCAGUGUGGCAAUAGGUAUCAUGUCUUCAACAACAAGAGCAAAGGGGACGGAUUUCAAGUCGCUGUGAUGCUGCAGAAGAUUGAAGACAUGGUGAUAGGUAAUGGAGGCCGCCAUUACAAGACAGAUGACAGGAUCUUCAUGGAACUGGAGAGGAACAAGAGGACUCAGGAGGAGGAAGCCAACAAUAGAGUCAAGAAGGUGAAGAAACAAAGAAAAGUGCUGAGAUCCCUGGUUGAGGUGAUCAAAGUUCCCCCUGAGCUCAUAAUCACAUUACUAGGAGAGAGACAUUCCGGCAAAAGCUUCACUGGAAACACAAUCCUCAACUGUGAAGAGUUUGACGUGUGUGGCCAACAAGACACUGAUUUGGUUGAAAUAAGGGGUAGGGUGACUGACAGAGAUGUAACAGUUGUCAAAGUUCCAAAAUGGAAUUCUUUGAAUCUAAAGAAGUUUGACUUCACUAAGAAACUGUCAUUACACAGCUCAGGGAAUGGAGUCAUCCUGUUGGUGAUCAACUGCAGUUCUUCAUUUCGCAAUGUUGAACUUCAAGCCACAAUGGCACGUCUAUCUACACUCGGGGGGAUGCUGUGGGACCAUGCCAUGGUUCUGUUUACCCACGGAGACUGGUUAGGAGACACCACUGUGGAACAGCACAUCGAGAGUGAAGGGGAACCCCUCAAGAAGCUGAUCGAGAACUGUGGGAACCGGUACCAUGUCCUGAACAACAAGAACCGAGCUGACAGAGGUCAGGUCUUAGAGCUGAUGGAGAAAAUUGAAGAGAUGGUUGUGUUGCUGAGGCUUGAGGAACAAAAGCAUAAGGAUGUGGUCGAUGCAAGUGUCAUGGGACUUUCACCAGGGUCAGACUCAGAAACGUUGGAGACAAGCACCAGUGGUGGACCAAAUGAGGGCAUAUCAAUUUCCCAAGAAAGUUGUCCAAUGAAAAGUGGAGAAGCGUUCCAUCCCGUGCAGCUGCCAGAGUCUGCAGAUAUAUCCGACAUGGCGCAUGCUGCCACUCAAAGGGCCGAUGGACCACCUGGAUCUCCUUGUGAACAAUACACGUUGCCACAAUGGGGGAGCUCUGUGGUGAUGUCAAGGGGCGGUCACACUUCAGUGGAUGCACAGAUUCGUGGUGGGUGGCGGUGGGUCUCUGCAAAUGGCGGGCGACGCGUGCUGGUGGUGAACGCUCCAGAGUGGCUGUGCUCUACUGGGGCCGCCUCUGGGGGUCACCCUGCGUGGAGGGGACCAAACAGUUGGUGCCCAGUCUCGUCUUCACACAGUGGACCUGGGUGGCUAGUGAUCAUGCCACUGCCACCACAGCAAAGACAACAGCACAUGCUGCUUGGGGGAGAGCAGGCUGUUUACCACGAACAGGCAACUGACUAUGCUACCAGCGCGUCAUCUUUUACACACCAGUAUGACGGGAGAGGUCUGAAGGAGUCUGUGAGGUCAGGUAGCCUGCAACAACUGAUAGACGACUGGGGGGACAGUAACAUCGAGGAGCUGGAAGCGUUCAUUGACUCCUACUUGGACAUGGUCUUGAAGGACUCGUUAGAAUCUGCCUUGGCAGCAGAGCAGAACGACCCCAGCUCCGUCAGCGACGGCAACUCAGAGAAGCAAAUGUGCGUAGUGGAUGCCUGCCAUGAGGUUCUGACCUCCAUAGACAGGAAGCUGUCUAAGCUUGGCAUGCUGGAGAAGAUGCAGAGGGACCUGGAGGAGCUGAAACAGACUUCUGAGCAGAGCAGAACAUCCAAUAAACAAUCCAGUAAACAAACCACAGACUGCUCAAUUGACAGUCUGAGCAACAAAUUUGAGGAGAACACUUGAGGAGUAAUAAAGAAUAUUGACCCUUCAGUCUUCAUGCAA